AUGGCUCAAAAUUCAAGCUCAAACUGUCCGAAAGAGUGCCUGAGCCUCCAGGCAUGUGAGCUAAGCCGUCGGCCUCGCUCUUUCGGGCAAGGAGAGAGGCCCGCGCAGGCACACCCGGCGCGGGGCGGAGCGGAGCGGGGGGCGGGCCACGGCGCUGCCCCCGAGCCCCGCAGCGGGGCUGGGCUGUGUUACCGCUGGAGUGGAGCCUCCUCCCCCUCCGCUGCGAGCGGCGCCCGGGCUGCCACAUCGGCAUCGCCGCUCCGAGAGCGCGUUUCGCAGAGCGGGAGCCAGAGCGCCGGGAGAUGGAGCUCCGCUGCUGCCGCCGCUGCCGCCCCCCGGGACUCGCGCUCCGCCAGGGCCGCCGCUGCCACUGCCGGGACGGAGAGCGCGGCGCUGCCGCUGCUGUCUAACUCAGGGGGGAGGCAGCUCGGAGGCCGCCGCGGACAGUCCGCUUGCCGGGCCCGCGCGGCGGCGGCGGCGAAGCGCGGCCCCCACCUCUCCGCCCGCCCCGCUGCCGCUUCUCCGCCCCCGCCCGGCCCUCGGCUGGGCUCCGCCGCCGGCAGCCGGGCCAUGGCGGGGCGAUGA
Messenger RNA from Pezoporus occidentalis (night parrot), 585 nucleotides. Its product is annotated as putative SCAN domain-containing protein SCAND2P. NCBI's taxonomy places the organism in Eukaryota, Metazoa, Chordata, Aves, Psittaciformes, Psittacidae. The record is from RefSeq and is a predicted model, not a curated record.